Molecule: messenger RNA, 4065 nt
Organism: Hyaloperonospora brassicae
Lineage: Eukaryota; Oomycota; Peronosporomycetes; Peronosporales; Peronosporaceae
Source: the annotation of a GenBank genome assembly
AUGGACAUGCGGUCGAAGGCGUAUCCGCCGUUACCAGACGGCAACCGACUGCGCCUCGUCCUGCCACGCAUCGGAGAUCUGCGGUUCCGGUCGCAGCUUCCGGCGUACUUUGCUCGGUGUCUCUACAUCCAUGCAGAUCCACGACGUCGCUUCUGGUACGCGCGCUUCCAGCUUCGACGCAAGUUCAUUGUCAUGUCCACAAAGGGGGAUCUGUACGUGAAGAACAGCGUCACUACCUUUACAAUGUCGGACUUACCCAACGAGAAUGUGCUCAGCAUGCCCCGCGUGGCGCGCGGGGAUCCCGUCAAGGUACUGGACCUCGUGCAGUGCUCGAGAAGCGAGGGACAGCACUGGGAGCUCGUGUUCACGCGCUGGCGAAACGGUAUGGAAACGUGGCUCCCGCUCGAGGUUCUGCGGCUACUGGCUCCUCAUUUACUCCAGGAAUUUUACGUCAACAGCAUCAACUCGUGGGCCUUUCAUGACCGUUUACAACCGGGGAACUCGUCGGCAUAUCAAACUGAAGUGGAGCUCUGGCUUUUUCACUCCGAGUUCCAGGAAUUUUACAAAAAGCUUCGCCAGACACGAGCGAGUGGAGGUGCUUUGAUGCCAAAGUCGCAGCAGCAAGCAGUGCAAACGUCGCAUCAGGCGCGUGUCAAAAUGGAGCGACUAACUGGGUCUGUACAAACUUCACGUGCGCCGCAGCAAGCACUGCAUGUGCCUCAUGCAACUGAUCCAUUGACUCUACCUCGAGCAGCACGCAAGCCGUUGGAGGCAUCCAUGGCAGAAUACGAGAAGCGAAGGCUUGCGAGAGAGCGUCAGGAGAAAUUUGACCAGAUUCGUCAGAAUCAGCAUCAACAGCUUCAGCGACAACUGCAUUUAGCAGAGCAACUUGAGCUGCAACGGAAACAAUCAGCAGAAUGUGAACGGCGUCUCGUGAUUGAGCGGCUACAGCAGCAGGAGCGAAACCACUCCCGAGGGCUAUGCCGAGAGACGAGUCACGAAGAACCGCGGUGCGAACGGCAGCGAGGUGAAGCGACAUCUUUGCAGGAACCCUCACCCAUUAGGCAGCAUCCACAAGAGGCUGCUACGGGAAUGGAUCUUCGGCACAAUAUUGGUAAAGCUGGCGCUGCUGUCUACACGCUGCACCAACCAAAAGAAAAGAUUGCUGCCUCGACACGGACCACAGGUGGUGACGACGGGUACGUUCCACCGGGCGCAAGCAGGGGAAGUGAUGCUAAUGCCAAUAGCGAGGCAAGUGAAUGCAGUAUGGUAAAUAUGCCACGUAAGCGCCGCCGUAAGCGAUUGUUGUACUCUCAAGUUGGGGUAGAUGACGACGAUGUUGAUGACUUUCCUGAUCUGUCACAGCCACCUUCCAGAUUUUGUCCGCAAAAUGUAACACCAACUUCCAGCAAAGAUGACUGUUCUGAUAAUCAAGUUGUACAGGAAAAUAAAAAGCAGAGAACGUCACUCAGGUCUAGCGGAGCCGAAGGAGAAGGGGCCGCAAAUUGCUGCUCACCGGGUAGUACUGCUGUGAGAACAAUUAACGGAGACGACAAUGCCACAGACAAUGUCUGUGACGAUGUCGAUGACAACGAGGAUGUGGACACAGGCCCGCUAAUCAUUAUUGGCAAGAUUCAAUGCGUUUGUGGCGCUACGUCCGUUGGGCAUUAUCGGGGACAAUGGCUGCAAUGCUGGAAUAUGGAGUGUGGUAUUUGGGAGCAUGCUGAUUGUGUUGGACUUUUGACCGGGUGUGAUAAGCAGCUACCGCUGAAGCAUCUUUGUGCUCGGUGUGAUGCUGAGGCAUACCUGACGCGUCGUGCAGACGCAUCCCAGCGCAUUCUGGAUUGGUUAUUCCAAUGUUGCGACAGCAAAAAUGUAAAGAAGCUGAUGGACUUGCUAAAAGACAAUAUUGGAGCUGCAAACAUUCCGUCGGGAUGGAAAAACGUGCGUUUCGAGAACAGGACUCUGGCUAUGCAUGCCGCGCAUAACGGCCUUACCGAGUGUUUGAGCUAUUUGAUCAGUGAGCGCAAAGUGGAUAUAUUUGCGACGGAUUUACACAGUCGCAACGCACUUCACUUUGCAGCUCAAGGAGGGUCCAUUGAUUGCUGCCGGCUUCUUUUCCAACAUGAUCGAAGGCUGCUGCUUCACCCGGACCUGCGCGGGCGCACGCCUUUCCACUGCAUGCUCCAAUCGUCCAAAGUCAACAUAUUGUGUGUUUCUCUUAUGCAAGAAGAUAAGGCGCUGAUUGGUAUGGGAGACUUCGAUUGCAAUUUUCCGAUUCACUACGCGUGCCAGGCCGUCAACCGCUCUACAGUCAGGAUUUGUCAAUUGAUCUUUGCUGCUCAACCUUCUAUGCUCCAAGAAAAAUCUGGCAAGGGCCUUUAUCCUUUAAUGAUCUUGUGCAAGUCAGCUAGUACUGGUAGUUCAAAUUCGACAAGAAGAGACGCAGGCUGUGCGAGCGAAGUGGUCGAAAGUGCUAAGGACAUCGUGUCGUUGAUGCUUGACAUUGACGUAUUUGGGGACUGCUUGAACGAGCAGGCACCGAAUGGGUGGUCGUUGCUUCAUUUUGCAGCUGCAUCGGGAAAUCAUGAGCUCAUUACUUAUUUGUGCAACAUCGAGCUUCUUGAUGUAAAUCGCGCCGCGAAAGGGUCUGACCAGACGGCACUCCACAUUGCAGCACACGAAAAUCGCUCGCUAAGCGUUCGUGCCCUCUUGCUAGAGAGAUUCGACGUUAUGGCAAAAGAUAGUAACGGGUGGAUUCCGUUGCUGUACACGGAGGAUGUUGCAUGUAUACAAGAGUUGAUGCACUACAAGCUUACAAAACAGCUGUCAAGACUGCAUCGCAUGCUGGGAAAAUAUCGGCAGCGAGAGCUUAUUCAUCGGUGGCAACGGCUUGUAGCACGUGACCCGGUCUGUUUUGACAUUCUUAACGACUGGUGUCGAAGUGAUAAUGGACGGAUCGAGCGGAUGGAAGGUAUUCUGCUGUCAAAGCCGUUCUUACUUCGACUGGAUAACAAAAUCAAGCACGUUCAAACGAACAUCAUACCCUCUGUGAAGAAAGUCUCGGGUCCAUGCCAAAUAGGUUUUGCGAAAGGUAUUUCAGGCAUCAAAGAGCCGUCGGAAGGACAGAAAAAGCUUGCGUUCGUUUUUUCGCGCAGAGAUCGAUGUUUCUGGAAGCAGUUUGUCGGCAUGGCAGUUAUGCUUGAGCCAGAAGAUUUUCGUUUGCCGAUACUUUUUUCCACUGAAAGCAGCGGUGGAAAGAGUCAAGAUCCUGUGAACUGCAUCAAGAUGUUUCUGAUCCGAUUGGCGGCGGAUUUGCUGGAAAAGGUGCCGGGCAUUCUGGUAUGCGGAUCUAGCAACGCAACGCAGCAAGUUGUUAUGUCGUCGGACAAGCAUGAGCUGACAGCGCAACUGUUGGACUUUUAUUUGCUGGGAGAGCUGACCGCACAUUUCGUGCUAUUUGGAGUUUCGCUGAGUGGGGCACUAGAGUUUGCUCCAGCUUUUUUGCGCUGCAUUGCUUGCAAAGGAAAGUAUCGGUUGGCGAUUGAUGAGCCUUGGGAAACGGCAGGACGUUCAUUUGCUGCGGGAUUUGAUGCUGUAUUGCCAGCAACCCUCGAUACUUUUCACGCGGAUGAUCUUCGCGUGUUGUUCAAUGGCUCACAGACUAGUUUUAAUGCUCUGCAGAUCGACUGGACUUCUGCUGUCGACUGGGAGAUUCGCAGUUCUGAAGCAAUGGGUGACAAGGGUGCCGAUAGCACUGCGGCGUGGUUUUCUCGCCUGACGAACGAGCUUGUUGAGGAAGAGCAGCAGCUUCUGUUGCUGUUUAUGGCGGGCACGUUCCAGCUUGUGAAGGAUCGCUUUUUCGGAUCAAGAAGCGAGACUGGCCGCAUCACUAUCGCGAUAUGUUUUGAAAAUAAUGAUGUGAUUGACCAUGAUGCAAUAUUGCCUGCAAUGGAACACGACCCGGAUGUACUGCGCCUUCCACCAUAUUCCUGCUACGUAGCAUUUAAAAAAGGAAUGCUGAUUGCGAUCCGGCAUACUGAUCAUGCCUUUCUUCCGGAGUAG